UCUAAAAAUUCCUCUUUAAUCCAAUAACUAAUCCCCAUACUUAAUCUAUCCCAUCUCCAAAACAAAACAGCCAAGAAUCACCUUUCUAUAUAUUUCCCACCUGAACUCAAUCUUCUUGUCAAUUCUGAUCUGCAAAUAAAAUAAAAAAGCCAUGAAAUACAAUGAAAUAUCCCAUUUUAGCCACCCUCAACACAAGCUGGGGUUUGAAUACUCGGAGUUGCCGUUCAAGUGCGACGGGUGCAAGGAGGCCGGAAUUGGAUCCCGGUACAAGUGCGCCACCUGCGACUACGACCUCCACAUGCAUUGCGCCAUCCCCACGCCGUCGAUCGCUCACCCUUUUUACACCAAAUGCUCCUUUCAGUUCCUGGCCCGCCCGCCGGGGAGCGUUCCCAGAUACUGCAACGCAUGCGAGAAGGACAUAAGUGGGUUCCUUUACCAUUGCAAGCUCUGCGGCUUCGACCUUCACCCCUGCUGCGCCAAGCUCCCCAUGGUGCUUGAUGACGGAGAAGUCAAGCUUUACUUGUACCGGAAGGUGAGUGCGUCGUGUCACCGGUGCGGGAGGAAGGGUCGGAGCUGGAGCUACCGGUCGACAUGCAAGAAGUACAAUCUGCACGUUGCAUGCGUGAAGGAGAUGCUGGUGGAAAGUUGGCAUGAGAUUUACUUUGGCAUGCAUAUGCGGAGAGGGAAUAAUAAUAAUGGAAAAUUGGAGACAAGAAUUCCUAGCUUGAAGGGGACCUUGCAGAGUUAUCACAGGAAGAGCAAAGGGACGAAGAUGAAAAAAUGCUGUGAGAUGGCUGCUCUGGCUCUCCAGUUUGUUAUCUCUGCUGUUCUCGGGGAUCCCACUUCUCUUAUUGCUGCAGUGGUGGCCUCACUCAUGUCUAAAUAAUUAUAUAUAUUAAAUUAUUAAUACUCUCUCUCUCUCUAUUAUAUAUAUAUACACAAGUGCGUGCUACAGAUAGAUUCUGAUUCACCGCCCGCCCACCCACCGUCUUCUAUCUUGUAGUGAAAUGGGAAAAAAAAAUGUCAGAUUUGUAAAAUAUUUGUUGAAAAACAUAUACAUAUUUCAUUCGCUUGA
Molecule: messenger RNA, 1075 nt
Organism: Ipomoea triloba (trilobed morning glory)
Lineage: Eukaryota; Viridiplantae; Streptophyta; Magnoliopsida; Solanales; Convolvulaceae
Exons: 2
Coding region: 152-886 (244 amino acids)
Source: RefSeq, a predicted model, not a curated record